GGGGGCACCCAUGGGAAGGGGCGGUGACAGGUAAACAAGUCUUUGCCGGCCCCCAGGUGGAAUUUGUCCUCUGUUGCUACUCAGGUCUUGUUGGUUGGACAGUUGAGGAAUCGCUCGAAAAAUGGCAGUACCGGAUCAUCUCACGAAAAUCUUCAAGUACAUUGAUAGCAACAAGAGUCGCUUCAUUGACGUACUACGGGAAGCUGUAGCCAUAAAAUCUGUUUCAGCAUGGCCUGAGAAGCGCCCAGAAAUCAAGAAGCAGAUGGAAUGGGCCAAGGCAAAGUUAGAAGCUCUGGGUGCCAAGUGUGAUUUACAUGAAAUUGGCCAACAGACACUCCCAGAUGGCAGUAAGAUACCACUCCCUCCAGUUUUGCUGGGACAGCUAGGAACUGACCCCAAGAAAAAGACUUUGUGUGUGUAUGGGCAUCUAGAUGUGCAGCCAGCCUUGAAGGAAGACGGAUGGGAUACAGAACCCUUCGUCCUCACUGAGAAGGAUGGCAAGUUGUAUGGACGUGGUUCAACAGAUGAUAAAGGACCUGUCAUUGGUUGGAUUCAUGCUGUUGAGGCAUUCCACAAAACUGGUGAGACUGUUCCAGUCAAUAUCAAGUUUGUCUUUGAAGGUAUGGAGGAGUCUGGCUCUGAAGGCUUAGAGGAACUUUUGAGAGCCCAGAAAGACAAAUUCUUGGCUGGAACAGAUUAUGUUUGCAUAUCGGACAACUAUUGGUUGGGGAAAAAUAAGCCAUGCAUCACAUAUGGCCUUCGUGGUAUAUGCUAUUAUUGCAUUGAAGUUGAAUGUUGUCAUAAGGAUCUUCACUCUGGAGUUUUUGGCGGCACUGUCCAUGAAGCCAUGGCUGAUCUUAUUUAUUUGAUGAACACCCUCUUGGAUAACAAAGGAAACAUUCUUAUACCAGGGAUUAUGGAUGAGGUGGUGCCAGUAACAUCAGAAGAGGAAGCCCUGUACAGAGACAUUGAUUUUGAUGUCGAAGAUUACAGGAAAGACCUUGGUCAUCAGAGGCUUAUUCACCAUCAGGAUAAGACAAAGACUUUAAUGGCAAGAUGGAGGAAUCCAUCCCUCUCAUUGCAUGGAAUAGAGGGAGCUUUCAGUGAACCAGGAGCCAAGACUGUCAUUCCACGCAAAGUCAUUGGCAAAUUCUCAAUUAGGAUUGUCCCUAACCAAACCCCAGAAACUGUUAGCAAGAAAGUCAUUGACUAUCUGAAUAAGCAGUGGGAGAAACGGGAGAGUCCAAAUAAGAUGAAGGUAGUAGAACUGGAAGGCAGUGCUCCAGCUUGGCAAGCAGACCCCAACCAUGGUAAUUUCAGAGCAGGAAGACAGGCUUGUCAGAUGGUUUAUGGAAUUGAGCCUGACCUUACAAGAGAAGGUGGCUCAAUUCCUAUUACCAUCACAUUCCAGGAGGUAACUGGUAAAAACGUUAUGCUACUGCCUAUGGGAGCCUGUGAUGAUGGUGCACAUUCCCAGAAUGAGAAAAUCAACAUUCGUAAUUACAUUGAAGGGACAAAACUGCUCGCUGCUUAUCUUAAUGAAGUUGCACACGUGUAAAAUGCAUCUCUUCCAUAAACCAGCCAAUGAUCAAUGAUAAUUGAUGAGUGUAGCUGAAGAUAAAACUUGUUGCAGAAAUUCUUCAAAGCCAAAGCCUUCAAGUUGAUUGUGAUAUAGACUGUCCAAAAUUGGUUGUAGAGGUAAGCAAUUGACCAAGGGUAUUGCAAAGCAGUAGCAGAUGCUUAGUCUAAAAUGCAACACCAGUGACAGGUAGAUGUUCCUCGCGAGCUGGUUUGCUCAACUCUUCUAAUCUCAGGACUACUUGACCUUAAUUAAUUUUAGUAGAACUGAGUAGUUUAGCAACUUCAGAUAUCCUUCUUUUUUAAAUCCAUAUUUUUAUAAUAAUUUUACACUGACAUGACAAGUUAAUUAUAGCUGGAUAUAUAAAUUUGUCUAGUUUAUGCAGGAUAGUCUUAAUUGUACUGAAUUCAAUAAUUGGGAAUAAAUUUUUUUGCUUAUU
This is a messenger RNA of Macrobrachium nipponense, 2018 nucleotides long. It is a transcript of the gene Cndp2, whose product is annotated as cytosolic non-specific dipeptidase-like. The coding region runs from base 122 to 1558 and encodes 478 amino acids. Gene Ontology annotation, molecular function: metallodipeptidase activity. Gene Ontology annotation, biological process: proteolysis. Lineage: Eukaryota; Metazoa; Arthropoda; Malacostraca; Decapoda; Palaemonidae. The transcript is spliced from 11 exons. The record is from RefSeq and is a predicted model, not a curated record.